Penicillium oxalicum is the source of this 294-nucleotide messenger RNA. RefSeq lists its product as uncharacterized. Lineage: Eukaryota; Fungi; Ascomycota; Eurotiomycetes; Eurotiales; Aspergillaceae. The record is from RefSeq and is a predicted model, not a curated record. The transcript has a single exon. Bases 1 to 294 code for a protein of 97 amino acids.
AUGGCUGCUUCUCCUGCUGGACGUGCCGCUCAUAGCCUCAUGCAAGGCAACAUCAUUUUCAACCCGUUUGGUGGCGCAGACAAGGUCCUAGCUGGAGAGUCCACACGGAAGGAAAACGUGAAAAAAAAAGUUGCCAAUGCGAUCAUGCAGUUGUUGCCCUACGGGGGGUUAUGCGAGCAGCUGCGCCAGGGUUCCCACCCCAAGGGUCUGCCUCCACUGAUCUUCAAGGGUUGCGUCGCCCAGGGCUGCGCAAAGGACUGGGCUGGUUCAGAGCUGAAUUCGAAGGUCAUAUAA